GUCAAGUUUCGUAUCCAGCGCGACAAACACCUCGUGAGCACCAUACAGGCAUGAAAUUUCAUAAGCCAACUCGAGCUCAACUGAUGAUGGGUGACACUGCAAUGAGCAGAGAGUGGUGCUUUCUGGAUGGUUUGCCGAUUGGCAGGUUCGACGGGCUUCCCGUGUGCUUCAGACGCAGUCGUGAGUCAGCCAAUGUCAAGUCAGUCGGCAGGAAGCGCGAGCUCCGACGUUCGGAGCACACGCUUCCUUCACUAAUCACCGCCGAAGUCGCAACAUCUUGGUUCGUAUUAUUAUUGACGGGGCGCCAGCAACACCUGGAUUGACUAAAAACGAUGGACAAAUUUCAGCAUGCAAUGGAGGCACUGGCGAAGAAGGCAGAGGAGCUGAAAGUUAUGCGAGCAUUCCUCGAUACAGCCAGGGACCAACGGAACACAAUGAAGAAGCUUCUAGCGCAGCUGAAGGAAAGCGAAGAAGAACUGCGCAAGGUGAAGGAGAGUUACCAGUCUUUGCGUCUCAAGUAUAGCAGGACAGUGGAAGAACGGGAUGAUGCGCGCAAGACGGUUAAACACACCCACGAAGAAGAAGAGAGAUUUCAAACUGACGUAGAUACGAUUGGAGUUGACGUGAACGUCGUUCGUACCAAAGGUGGUGCAGGUCUGACGAAAGAGGAAUGCCGAAAGGAAAUCGACAAGAUAUGGGACCGCUUUCGAGAAUUGGCUGAGUCCAUGCAAGACCAACUGGAGACGAGUCGGGUGACACGGCAAACCAAGCAGGUCACAUUACAACAUUUGUCGGUGCAGAAAAUGGAGGAAAUCCUGGAGAUCUUCAGAACAGGACAGGCUCAAUCUGAGGCUUUCCCUUGUCAGGAAGACAGGAUCUCGGAUCUUGAAAAAGAACUUGCUGUGAAAGCUGAAGAACUAAGAUAUGCAGUUGAUCAAAAAGUGGAGCUCGAAGAAAGGAAUGCCAAGCUUAAAAAACAGAAGCGUGAACAGUCUAAGGAAAUUUGCCGUCUCGAGAAAGCAUUUGAAGAUAGCUUCGGAUUACUUGAAGCGCGAGAAGAAGAAGUUCGAGGGCUGAAGGCAGAGCGCGACGAAGUCGAAAAGAAGGUUGCAGAUCUGAAAGGUCAACUAGAGAAAAAGAAGGUGUUGGAGGUUGCAGCCGCCAAGAAACAAACGAGGACUCACAAUUUAAGAGUGUCUUUUCUGGAGGCAGAGUUGGAAAAAAAGGAUAAAAAGAUAUCAUGGCAACAUCAAGUCAUGAAAGAGAAUUAUUUAUGUGGUUGUUGUAAAAAGCCAGCAGACACAAUGAAAGAGGAUCUAGAAAGAGAAUGGCUGGAACGGGAAGCCAAGCUGAACCAGGAGAUAGAGAGGCUGAAGGAGCACCAUGGAAGAGUGGUACAGAAUGGGAUGAAAAAACAGCUGGACCAUAUUGCACUGACAAAGGAGGUGGCGCAGCUCAAGCAAGCCGAGAAAGAGCGUGCCGCACUCCGGAAGAGAGUGGAACAGCUAAAGUCUGACCUAGACCAAAAGGAUAAGCUGAUCUCCGAACUUUACACCGGCCACAUGGAGAAGAUGACGUCUAUGCAAUACCAGAUCGAUUUAUUGGAGUUGCAUUUGAAGCUGGAGACGCAGAAGCGAGCCGAUGCCGACGUGGAACUGGAAAAGACCCGUGCAACGCUAGCAUCCGCACUACAGACUAGCAAAAAUCAGACACAGACGAGUCACUUCGCUAUUGUCACCUCGUCCCCACCAACCCAGACGGAAAAUGACUUCUUCCUAAGGUCACCGGCUAAGGAACACCCGACUCCGGAACACUCCACUGCAGGACAACUCAUUCCACAACCCCCUACCCUGGAACCUUCCACUGUGGAACAAUCCGCUCUGGACCACCCCGCUACGAUAGUGGCAGCAGCGGAACCGUUUGCUCUCGACCCGGCAGCACCAGGAGCCCACGCUCUGGAACCGCGCAGCACUAAUUCCUCAAUGAACAAGUCCAUUGUGAAUAUGAGAUUGGCUGUAGGUGCAGAGGCAAAUGAUGUACUGUAUUCGCAAUUGAUGAAUCGUAGCUUUUCAGUGCCGUACGGAGCACCCCGUCCUUUCCAACAGGACAUGCCGUCACCUUUGGUAAUUGCCACACAACACAUCACCCAGGUGCCAAUAGAACGCCCGCCGCACAUUCGACGCAGCAGUAGCGUUGUGAGUCUUCCGAGGGGCCGUCCAACGGUUUCAGAUUCCACGAGUGGCAGACUUCCGUCCUUGGCAAGAGCAUCGUCGACCCAAGAGCGUCAUGCCUCUUCCAACGUCGGCUCAGGCACAAGCGGUGUACCUGCAAGGGCACGGCAUCUUUCAACCAGGCAACCAUAUCUACCCCCGUGGAAAUAAUGAGAUCAUGGCACAGCCCCUGCUUACGUACUUGUAGUACGAUAUCCCACAUUACGGAGAGGAACAAGAAAAAUUCCUAUCCUACCCAGAGUGUCACCCACUUAGUCUUGAUGCUACCCAGAGUGUCACCCUCUCCGUCUUGAUGGACACCGAGCAGGCAGUCCGUGUGGCAUGUCGUCCUAUACACUAAUACCAUCUCUAGUAUACAGGUACAUGAUUGUAUAACCCCCAAUAAUGGUUGCGUCCAAAACUCUGUACAGUAAUGAUAAUAAUGAUAUUGUUCUUCUUAGAGCAUGCACCGCGUCAGGGCCAAAGUAUUCCGUCAUGUUCUUUGAUACAUUUGUUAUAUAUGUACUCUAGUUAGAUAGGUACUCAUGUGUACUGUACAUAGUAGUAAUAUACCUACUUCCGUAGCACUACUAGC
Molecule: messenger RNA, 2805 nt
Organism: Sycon ciliatum
Lineage: Eukaryota; Metazoa; Porifera; Calcarea; Leucosolenida; Sycettidae
Product: trichohyalin-like
Exons: 13
Coding region: 333-2381 (682 amino acids)
Source: RefSeq, a predicted model, not a curated record